This is a messenger RNA of Capra hircus (goat), 2041 nucleotides long. RefSeq names its product alpha-amylase 2B. NCBI's taxonomy places the organism in Eukaryota, Metazoa, Chordata, Mammalia, Artiodactyla, Bovidae. The transcript has 11 exons. Gene Ontology annotation, biological process: carbohydrate metabolic process. Gene Ontology annotation, molecular function: cation binding; alpha-amylase activity. The coding region runs from base 439 to 1974 and encodes 511 amino acids. The record is from RefSeq and is a predicted model, not a curated record.
AGAGGAUAUUGAGAUUGAGAAAGAAAAACAAAUAGAAAGUAAGCAACUGAAAAGGUGUGAUGUCAUUAGAAGAGGAGGCAGGGGAGAAAACUGAGCUGGGGGAGGAAAGUCAGCAGUUUGCUCAGGAAGCAGGAGGGAGAGUGGCCAAAUCUGGUGUCAUGUGGAGCUCAGAGUAUACUUUUUGUACAAAUUAGAUUUGGAGAGUUUGAGCAGGAUUGGAAGAGCACCUCUUGAAAAGAAGAGUAUUUAUAGGAAAUUAUAAAAUCCUGAAUUCAGGGUUUUUUUUCCAAGUGAAAAGAAAACUAAACCAGAACUGUGUGAUUUUGUUGUUUUAUAAUUGGAAAGACUGAACUGUGGAUUUGGGAGACCACUGACUUAGGGAAGUUGACAUGGAAUAUAGAUAGUUGCUGGAAAGAACACUGACAACCUCAAUGCAAAAUGAAGUUCUUUCUGUUGCUUUCAGUAAUUGGGUUCUGCUGGGCUCAGUAUGCCCCACACACCAAAACUGGACGGACAUCUAUUGUCCAUCUGUUUGAGUGGCGCUGGUUUGAUAUUGCUCUUGAAUGUGAGAGAUACUUAGCCCCCAAAGGAUUUGGAGGGGUUCAGAUCUCCCCACCCAAUGAAAAUGUUGUGAUUACUGACCCUUCAAGACCUUGGUGGGAAAGAUACCAACCAGUUAGCUACAAGUUAUGUACAAGAUCAGGAAAUGAAAGUGAAUUCAAAGACAUGGUGACUAGAUGUAACAAUGUUGGUGUCCGCAUUUAUGUGGAUGCUGUAAUUAAUCAUAUGACUGGAAGUGGUGUGAGUGCAGGAACGAGCAGUACUUGUGGAAGUUACUUCAACCCUGGAACUAGGGAUUUCCCAGCAGUCCCAUACUCUGGAUGGGAUUUUAAUGAUGGAAAAUGUAAAACUGGAAAUGGAGAAUUUAAGAGCUAUAAUGUUGCUUAUCAGGUCAGAGAUUGUCGUCUGCUUGGUCUUCUUGAUCUUGCAUUGGAGAAAGAUUAUGUGCGCUCCACAAUUGCUGAAUAUCUAAACCGACUCAUUGACAUUGGUGUAGCAGGGUUCCGAAUUGAUGCUUGUAAGCACAUGUGGCCUGGAGACAUAAAGGCAAUUUUGGAUAAACUGCAUAAUCUAAACACAAGCUGGUUCCCUGAAGGAAGUAGACCUUUCAUUUACCAAGAGGUAAUUGAUCUGGGUGGUGAGACAAUUACAAGCAGUGAGUACUUUGGAAAUGGCCUUGUGACAGAAUUUAAGUAUGGUGCAAAACUAGGCACAGUUCUACGCAAGUGGAGUGGAGAGAAGAUGGCUUACUUAAAGAACUGGGGAGAAGGCUGGGGUUUCAUGCCUUCUGACAGGGCACUUGUCUUUGUUGAUAACCAUGACAAUCAGCGAGGGCAUGGAGCUGGGGGAGCAUCUAUUCUUACAUUCUGGGAUGCUAGACUGUACAAAAUGGGAGUUGGAUUUAUGCUCGCUCAUCCCUAUGGAUUUACACGAGUAAUGUCAAGCUACCAUUGGCCAAGAUAUUUUGAGAAUGGAAAAGAUGUUAAUGAUUGGAUUGGGCCACCAAAUAAUAAUGGAGUAAUUAAAGAAGUUACUAUUAAUCCAGAUACUACUUGUGGCAAUGGCUGGGUCUGUGAACAUCGAUGGCGUCAAAUAAGGAACAUGGUUAUAUUCCGUAAUGUGGUUAAUGGACAGCCUUUUACAAACUGGUGGGAUAAUGGUAGUAACCAAGUAGCUUUUGGAAGAGGAAACAAAGGAUUCAUUGUUUUCAACAAUGAUGACUGGGCAUUAUCUGCAACUUUGCAAACUGGUCUUCCUGCUGGUACAUAUUGUGAUGUUAUUUCUGGAGAUAAAAUUGGUGCCAAUUGUACAGGAAUUGAAAUCAAUGUUUCUUGUGAUGGUAAUGCUUAUUUUUCAAUUAGUAACUCUGCUGAGGAUCCAUUUAUUGCAAUUCAUACUGAAUCUAAAUUAUAAAAUUUAAAUUAAAUAUAUAUAUAUAUACACACACACAGAAAUAAAGUUUCUUUUAUUAUAUAUGUAA